AUGACGGACGCGACGCCUUCUUCUAUCCUCAUCAUCGGCUCCGGUGUCUUCGGCCUGUCGACCGCCUACUCUCUAGCAAAGAACCCAGCGUACAAAAACACCAAGAUCACACUCGUCGACCGGCAAAGCUUCCCCGCAGGCGACUCUUCCAGCGCUAAGACAGAGAUCCGGCUUCUACACAAACAGAUCGACACCUCGCGCAUCAUCCGCCCCGACUAUGCCGACGCCGCCUACUCCGCCUUGGCCUACGUUGCGCAAGACCUCUGGCGUACGACCGAAUGGGGCGCUGACGGGCGAUACACCGAAGCCGGGCUCGCUCUCACCGCGGGACCAAACGGAUGCCCGUAUGUGGACGAAAGCCAUACGAACGUUGUCGCGUUAGAGCCCACAGCUACGAGCGAGCGGUGCACACUGCCAGAGUCGCGUGGCCAUGGACGACCGAAGAUCGAGACACUGCGAAGCGCGGAGGAUGUGCGGCGGUGCGCAGGGACGGGCGGCAUCAACGGGGUGCAGGGCUACGUCAACUGGACAUCGGGUUGGGCGGACGCGGAGGCGUGCAUGCGGUUCGUGUACGGAAAGGUACAGGCGACGCAGCGGGUGCGCUUUGUCAAGGGCACCGUGGCCCGGCUCGACAUCGACUUCAACGGGCCUCAGAAGCGCGUCCGCGGCGCGCUUCUGACCGACGGCCGCGCCCUCUCCGCCGACCUCACCAUCGUCGCUGCCGGCGCGUGGUCGUCGGCACUGCUCGACCUGCGCGGCAUGGUCAAGGCGACCGGCCAGACGCUGGCCUACGUUCCGCUGGCGCCCUCUGAGCAGGCCGCGCUCGGCGCCUCUCCUACAGUGCUCAACCUUAGCACUGGUAUGUUCUGUAUCCCGCCUUCGCAGAACCUCCUCAAGCUUGCCCGCCACGGUCAUGGCUAUGUUAAUCCAAUCACGAUCCCUCACCCCGAAGAACCGCUCUCUGCCACCAACAAUAUCACCGUCUCCCUCCCGCGCACCCACCUCACCACCCCUCCCCUCCCAGCCCAUCUCCCGCGCGAAGCCACGCUCGCCCUGCAGCAGCUCGCGCACGACCUGUACCCUCCGGGCGCCGCGCCGCACGACAAGUCCUUCUCGCCCCUCCCCAUCGCCGCGCGGCCCUUCUCCGCCACCCGCCUGUGCUACUACGCCGACACGCCGUCCGGCGACUUCCUCAUCUCCUACCACCCGGACUACGCCGACCGCUCCCUCUUCGUCGCCACCGGCGGCUCCGGCCACGGUUUCAAGUUCCUACCCGUCAUCGGCGACAAGAUCGUCGACUGCAUCCGCGGCGACUGCCCCGACGCUUUCCGCGAGAAGUGGGCCUGGCCCAAGGAGCGUGUGCUGCCCGAGGACGGCUGGGCUGGCGACGGCAGCAGGGGCGGGCCCAAGGGCAUGGUGUUGGAUGACGAGUACGCGAAGAGCGGCGCGAAGCUGUAA
Messenger RNA from Lasiodiplodia theobromae, 1458 nucleotides. RefSeq names its product FAD dependent oxidoreductase. The record is from RefSeq and is a predicted model, not a curated record. The coding region runs from base 1 to 1458 and encodes 485 amino acids. The transcript has 2 exons. Gene Ontology annotation, molecular function: proline dehydrogenase activity; sarcosine oxidase activity; flavin adenine dinucleotide binding. Lineage: Eukaryota; Fungi; Ascomycota; Dothideomycetes; Botryosphaeriales; Botryosphaeriaceae.